Bursaphelenchus okinawaensis is the source of this 3286-nucleotide messenger RNA. The record is from the annotation of a GenBank genome assembly. NCBI's taxonomy places the organism in Eukaryota, Metazoa, Nematoda, Chromadorea, Rhabditida, Aphelenchoididae.
AUGGUUAAUAUUUGCUUUUUUCUUUAGUUUACCUUAACUAUAUUGUUUUAUAAAUUUUUAUGUAAAAAUAUAAUUAGUACAGAGUAAAUUUAUCAUAUUACACUACAUAUAGUACUGUAACGCCAUUUUAAAACUACAUAUUUAAAAUUUCAGAGCAUGGAGACAGAUUGGAGGUCAGUUUAUAUCCUAACGUCUAUCGGGUUCCUGAUGACGUUCAGGGUCAGUGCCAUGGGAUCUGGCAUUUGGGCUUACAUGCAGUUGGUAAGUACUGUAACAUAAAUUUUAAUUUUCCAAAACUUUUAGAUAAAUCCAAAAAUUGAAGAGUCCUUUUACGGCGCGAUGACGUCAGCCGAAAAUGUAGUCAACUUGACUAUGUCUUUCGUUGCUGGUGUGGUUUGUAACAGACUCAACGACACAAAGUGAGUUUUUUUUCGAACUACCCUAUCCUACUGACUUUACCCUACUUCACUCUACUACCUUACCUUACCUAUUAAGAUUGAACCAAAAGUAGCGGGACAGUUGUUAAAGCUAAACCAUAAGUAGCGAGAGACUUGUUCAGACUAAACCAAAAGUAGCGAGACACUUGUUUUUCAACCAAAAGUGUCCCGCUACUUUUGGUUCCACCCAGGGCUGGGCGCGAGGGGGGGACGGGGGGGGUACCUCCAAAAAAAAAAUUUUUUGAAAAAAAAGUUGAACGUGGUCCCCCUGUGGAUUUUCGGAAAAAAAAUUUCGCAAAAAAACGGCACAAUUUCUUUCGUUACCUCUUUUCUUUGUUGCCCUGUCCUCAUUACCCUAGCCUCAUCUUUUAACCUUAUUCAAGUUGUGCUAUAGGUCAACGAUUCUAAUUUUAAUGGUUUUAGAAUUUAAAGUAAUUCAUUUUUUCAGAUUAUGCACAGUGAUUGGCCUGAUUUGCUACAUGUUGAGUGUCAUUUCUUAUUUAUCUGUGGAAGUUUUGCCAAGCUUGGACAAGCUUUUGUUUAUGGGUUCACAAACUUGCUUUGGUCUGGCCAUGGGUGAGUUAUCUAUAUAUAAAAAAGGUCUGGCCAUGGGUGAGUAAUCUACGGGCGGGGUAAAACUUAUUUUAUUAAUUUGGGGGCUGGGGAGAGAGAAAUUAAAAAUUUGAAGUAGAGGGAGGGAGGUGAAAUAAAGGCUGAAUAGGGAAGAACGUUAUGAAGAUUAUUACCUUUUAGGUUUUACCAGUGUCUCCAGAACCCACUUGGCUAUGGCAUCGACCGAAGAAGAUAGGCCAAAAGCCAUGUCAUUCUUUUCUAUUGCUUCUUCUAUUGGAAUGAGUGUGGGGCCAUGUAAGCUAAAUUCUUUUUAAUUUUUACUUUUGUUUUAACUUAAAAUCGCAAAAAAAAUUCGGGCGGGGUAAAUUUUUUUAUGGCGGGAGGUAGGAGAGAGGGGAGGGUGAUGGGGUUAAAAUUAAGAAAGAAUCUUUUUUUUUAUUUACUAAUAUUGUAUUGUAUUUACUUUGAAUUAAAAAAAAAUUUUUGGGCGGGGGUAAAUUUUUUUACAUGAAGGGCGGGGUUCAAAAAAAAUUUUUUGAUUUUCAUGAUACAGUAACAUAUCACUAUUUUUUGCGUAUUUUUAGAAUUAUAUUGAUAAGAACUUCAUUUUAGAUCCAAACAUACAUUAUUUACUUCAAUUUCUUAAAUUUCAGCUACUUUAUAUACUAAUAUUACCUAUUUCAGUCCUAACCAUCGCAGCAGCUUUAAUCGCCUACCCAGGCCUUGAAUACUUUUCUGGUCUCCAUCUCAACGUCUACACUAUACCUCCAUUGAUUUUUUUGAUCUGUACAAUCAUUGCCUUCUUUCUUCUUAUCACCUUCUACGAUGGCCGUCUACAUCUUCACGAAACGCCUUCUGAAUCCAGUAUUUUACCGAAAAAACCCUCGAAACGGCAUUUUUUGGACUUUGACACGCCCUAUGACAAACUGGCUGUGGGGGUGUGUUUUCUGACGAGAAUGGUGGUGUCAUCAAGCCUGUUAUUCUUGAUUGUCAUCGGUGGACCAUACAUGAAGACGGUGUUUAGUUGGGACAGUCAACAGCUGGUCACGGCGAAUGCUACACUGUUCACGGUGAUUGGCGUUGCUGGGGUUUUAAUUGCGUAAGUUUUUGAUUUAAUAUGCUCUAUUGAGUUAUUGUGUUGAAAAAUGGCAUUUUUAAAACUUAUCUACCCCUUUCAGAAUCUCCUACACCAAAGGAAUAACCCAAAAACAUCUCUCCGAACGUGCCGCCAUCGUCGUAGGCAUGUCACUAGUUCUCGCCUUCUACGUUCUCACCUACCCUUACCCAUUUUACCCAUCGACCAUACCUUAUGAAGUCCUAGACAAUGAUACAGUAGUCUCAUAUGGAUGUUCAUCACGAUUCACAUGGUGUGCUACUACCCCUGCCGUGAAUCAAUGGGUAUAUCUGAUCACAAUGUGCUCGUGCUUCAGUAUUGCCAUUCCUUUAAUGAUGUUAAACUUGGACAUACUGUACUCAAAAGUCCUUGGCAAUAUCAAACAAGGCGCGAUGCAAGGCUUGUUCUUGGUCUUUGGCGAGUGUGUCAACAUUAUUGGACCUUUGAUCUUUACGUAAGCGAUUUUUUGAUUAUUUUUUGGUAAAAUACGGAGUUUUUAACGUGUCGGGUUUAAAUACUGUUGUUUGUCAUUGUUACACUUUAAAAUAAUUUUAAAAAGCACAAAUUUUUUUUCAAAAAAACUGUUAUUUUUCUUAAAAAAUAAACAAAAAUGUCGUUUUUAAUUACAAUUCUAAUCAAAAUUUGUAACAUUUGUAUUUUUAAAACAAUGCCAGUUUUGUUUAAAGUAUACUUUUAUAUUAAUUUUAGUCAAAAGUUAUCUUAAAAUAGCAAAAAGCGUGUUUAUAACUAAGCGGGCUCGAACCUUCGUGGAAUAAUCAAGCGCACCGUUGCUUAACUUGUCAGAUCGUACGAGAGCGCGCUUUCGUUCUAUACUACGUAAACGAGCUAAUUGAAUCGGGGAUGAUUUUAAAAAUGGCAAUAACUUUGUUUACAAUGAUGAUUUUUUUAAAUAUAAAAAUUAAAAAUUUUUUUUUAAUUUCAAAAUUAAAAAAAAAUUUUUUUUAGCUAAAAAUCUCAUUUUAGGACAGUUUACGAAUGGUCUGGGCCCACAUAUUUAUGGCAGUUCAAUAUUGUCACAAUAUCUGCCAUUCUCUUCCUAUGGUUCAAAUGCUACGAUCGUAUGGUGGCGGCUUCGGCCAAUGUUAAUGUAGAAGAAGUAAUGCACGAUGAGUUCCGUGAUGUUACGAAAAUUACAUUGUAA